AUGUGUAAUUGCGGAGAUCAACGCAAACGAUUUCACACCAACGCAAGCGGAGUGGGUGGAGGAGCUUGUUUCGCUCUUCCCCCCACGGUUGACGUCUUGACGAUCGUCGAUGUGGUUGCAGCCUUGCUGAAAUGUGAUGAGUCUGUGGAGGCUACGGCGGAGUUUCGGCAACAGUGCGUUGAUGAUGGCUCUCUGGCGUUGACGCUUACGCGUGUCAUGAGUGAGGCUGAGGUGCGGCUGGCGGUGGUGAGAUCCCUCUUGGAUGGCGACGUCACCACCCCGGCGAGGCUGUUGCAGUGCGAGCAUGCGGAACUCAAACAGUUCGGUAUGACGGACGUCGAGGUUGCUGCCGUUACCCGCGCGGCGCUCAAGGUGGAGUCCGCCCGCGUGAAAUUGGAGCGGCUCCAGAGCAGAAUUGGGACAAGGUAG
This is a messenger RNA of Trypanosoma rangeli, 429 nucleotides long. RefSeq names its product putative myosin heavy chain MYA2-related. The transcript has a single exon. Bases 1 to 429 code for a protein of 142 amino acids. NCBI's taxonomy places the organism in Eukaryota, Euglenozoa, Kinetoplastea, Trypanosomatida, Trypanosomatidae. The record is from RefSeq and is a predicted model, not a curated record.